CAACAGUCCAGGCGAGCAGGGGGGAGGAGGCAAGGAAGGAAGGAAGAUGUAAAGGGAAAGGGUGUGAGCAUUCCACAGUGGAGGGAACAGCGCGAGACCCGAUCUGGGAGAAAAGAGAGGGCGGGGGGAGGGGGAGGCAACGGCGGAGCCGAAUCCGAAUCCGGGCCGCGAGUUGCAUCAAAACCCCGCAGCCCCACGCCACCCCCGCACGCACGCACACGGUCCGGGGAGGGAGAUGCAGCGGCAGAAGCAACAGCAGCAGCAGGUGGUGCUAAUCAGCCGCAGGACAGGAGCCUGCAGCCGCCAUUAAACAAUAGGAGCAGCCGCCGCCGCCGCAGCAGUAGCAGGCAGGGAGCCGGAGUCACUGGCCGCGGCCGAGGGAGAACCAGCCGAGCUUCGGGAGCAGCCCGAGCUCGGACUGGGGGGCUGCGUGAGGGGACAGGGAGGAAGAAGGGAAGGUGGAUAGGCAAGGAGGAGAAGCCGCGGCAGCCGCAAUCGUCGUCGUCGUCGUCGUCGUCGCCGCCGGGAGCCGCACCGCCCCGUGAGCUGCGCCGAGACCGGCACGCAGGCAGCGGCUGAGCCCGGCCGACCGAGGCGGAGCGCAGCCAAGGGGCCCGAGAAGCGGAGGGCGGGGGGCGGUCGCCGAACCCGGCCAGUGGCCGCCGCAGCAGCAGCAGCAGCAGCUGCAAGAGGAAGAGAAGGAGGCGCCGUCGCCGCCGUUGCUGCAGCUGCUUACCAGAUCGUCGCCCUCCCCCACAUCCACGAGUGACAUGAUGUUUCCACAAAGCAGGCACUCGGGCUCUUCUCACCUGCCGCAGCAGCUCAAGUUCACCACCUCCGACUCCUGUGACCGAAUCAAAGAUGAGUUUCAGCUCCUGCAGGCACAGUACCAUAGCUUGAAGUUGGAGUGUGACAAGCUGGCCAGCGAGAAAUCGGAAAUGCAGCGUCACUAUGUCAUGUACUAUGAGAUGUCCUACGGCCUCAAUAUUGAAAUGCACAAACAGGCUGAAAUUGUCAAGCGGCUCAACGGUAUCUGUGCUCAAGUCUUGCCUUAUCUGUCGCAAGAGCACCAGCAGCAGGUACUGGGCGCCAUCGAGCGGGCCAAGCAGGUGACGGCUCCAGAGCUGAACUCCAUCAUCCGCCAGCAGCUUCAAGCUCACCAGCUCUCGCAGCUCCAGGCUCUGGCUCUGCCGCUGACCCCACUGCCCGUCGGCCUGCAGCCCCCGUCCCUCCCGGCCGUCAGUGCCGGCACCGGGCUCCUCUCCCUGUCGGCCCUGGGCUCCCAGGCCCACCUCUCCAAGGAGGACAAGAACGGGCAUGACGCGGACGCCCACGCUGACGACGACGGCGACAAGUCGGAUUAAAAGCCAGGGCCGGGGCAGGGGGCAGAGGGGAGAGUGGAUCAGGCAGAGACGCAGGGGCGCCGGGGCCACUACUCGGUCACCACCGCCCAACUGCGCUAGUAUUUAUGGUAGCAGGCAAGCAAGCCUGGGUUUUGAGCACAGGUAGUCUCCUCUCAUCUACCCUGCCUCGCUUACAUGGAGCAACCUCCACCCCUUCACCCUCCCGCCCCCCCCCCCCCCUCCCACUCCCCUCCUCCUUCCCCUUUAUGGCAAGUCCUAGGCCAGGACCCAGCCAGAUCACAAUGGAACACAAAAGCCUGUCUGCUCCAAGCUCCCUGAAGCCUACUGCUGCCUUCCCCUCUCCUUCCCUGGCCACAUUUUUCCCCAAGCCCCUACUGGACCUCCCUUUCCCCUCCCCAGCUGCCCAGUCUGUGGAGAACCUGGCCCUCCAACACAGCAGUUCCCAGGUCCCAGUGGGCACUGCAUGCCAUCACAAGGGUCACCCCCACCCCCACCCCCGGCCCGCCUGAUGUUUCCCUAUUAAAAAAAAACAAACAAAAAAAACCCAGGCGGUUGCUCUGCCUGCUCCCCUUCUCCCCACCCCAGCUUCUGUCGUUAGAGCCAACUCUUGGCCUUCCCAGCACGCAUCCUUUCCCGGGGCCCCGUCUCGCACCUUGCUACCUGCAUGGGUCUCCCGCCAGGGCCAGAGCUAGCGCUGUGGGUGCCCAGCUGGCUUCCCUAAGAACCCCCGAGCUCUAUAGAAGGGGGCAGUGGCAACCUUUUCCGUUGUAAACUCGUCUAGCUGGGGAGGCAGAGGAGUCGGGGUUUGGGGGAGGAGGGCAGCGGAGUGGAUCUGGAUCUGGCUUGGAUUUCUCCCUCCUCCCUCUUCCUCUCCUCCCCCUACUUCCCCAAUAAAGAUGAGGAUACUGCAGCUUUCUCUGUUUUUCUUUCAGUGCGCUAGCCUGUCUUAAAAAAGAAAAAAAAACGAAAAAAAACUUGUGUUUGUAUAUAGUCCUUUAGACGAUCUUGUUUGCUUUUUGUGUUUUAAUCAUUUGACCUAUACUAAAGAGGAACUGAAGAUGCUGUAUUGAGGAUGUACUAGCUGUGCCUUUCAAAUAAAGAAGUAAGAAGGUUGGUUUAAACA
Messenger RNA from Ornithorhynchus anatinus (platypus), 2487 nucleotides. RefSeq names its product TLE family member 5, transcriptional modulator (gene TLE5). The transcript has 7 exons. Bases 771 to 1364 code for a protein of 197 amino acids. NCBI's taxonomy places the organism in Eukaryota, Metazoa, Chordata, Mammalia, Monotremata, Ornithorhynchidae. Gene Ontology annotation, biological process: regulation of DNA-templated transcription; negative regulation of canonical Wnt signaling pathway. The record is from RefSeq and is a predicted model, not a curated record. Gene Ontology annotation, cellular component: nucleus; transcription regulator complex. Gene Ontology annotation, molecular function: protein binding; transcription corepressor activity.